Bombina bombina (fire-bellied toad) is the source of this 1716-nucleotide messenger RNA. RefSeq names its product putative sodium-coupled neutral amino acid transporter 8. NCBI's taxonomy places the organism in Eukaryota, Metazoa, Chordata, Amphibia, Anura, Bombinatoridae. Bases 1 to 1323 code for a protein of 440 amino acids. The transcript has a single exon. Gene Ontology annotation, molecular function: amino acid transmembrane transporter activity. Gene Ontology annotation, biological process: amino acid transmembrane transport. The record is from RefSeq and is a predicted model, not a curated record.
AUGGAGGAGCUAGCUCGAGAGAGCAUCAGCUUGCUGGCCAAGCCUGGUGUGGGCUCUGGAACCCCUAGCUUAUCCUCUGUGGGGGCUGUUUUUAUUAUGCUGAAAUCAGCAUUAGGAGCUGGACUCCUAAAUUUUCCGUGGGCAUUUAACAAAGCAGGUGGAACCGACGUGGCUCUGAUUGUGGAAUUGGGCUCCCUUGUCUUUCUGAUAAGUGGUUUGGUAAUCCUGGGAUAUGCCGCUUCCCUCAGUAAUCAGUCCACUUACCAAGGUGUGGUGAAGGUCAUUUGUGGCCCAACCAUUGGAAAACUCUGUGAAGUCUGUUUCAUCUUCAACCUAUUUAUGAUUUCUGUGGCCUUUCUCAGAGUGGUGGAGGAUCAGCUAGAGAAAUUGUGUGACUCUCUGCACGUGAAUGAGACUCUUGUUGCAGAGGGUGAAACCGCCCAGCCAUGGUACUUAGAUGCACGGUUUACUAUGACCCUUCUGUGCCUAGUGGUCAUCCUUCCCCUGUCUAUACCCAGGGAGAUCAGCUUCCAGAAAUAUACCAGUAUUCUGGGCACCCUGGCUGCUUGUUACUUGACAGUGGUGGUCAUCAUUAAAUAUUAUGUGAUGGAAAACAAGGUAGCGUUUAAAAGAGAAUAUACUUCCAGAAUUUCCUCCUGGGCGGCCAUGUUCAGUGUUAUCCCUACAAUUUGCUUUGGUUUUCAGUGUCAUGAAGCUUUUGUCACCAUCUAUAGCAGCAUGAAGAAUAAGUGUCUUACCCGAUGGGUUGUGGUGUCUGUGUUCUCCAUGCUUAUCUGUCUGCUAAUUUACUCGCUCACAGGUCUCUAUGGGUAUCUGACAUUUGGUGAUGCUGUAGCUGCUGAUAUUUUAAUGUCUUAUCCUGGGAAUGAUAUGGUUGUAGUAGUAGCCAGACUACUUUUUGCUAUCUCUAUUGUCACCAUUUACCCAAUUAUUCUCCUCCUUGGAAGGACUGUACUUCAGGAAGCCUGGUUAGAUCACAAAGGCGGUUCUAUAUACGUAACGGAGAGUUAUGAGCGUUUUCUUAGAAUCACACUGUCUGUUCUCUGGAUCCUGGUCACACUGAUCAUUGCGCUGUUUGUUCCAGACAUCAGUGAGGUUAUUUCUAUCAUUGGGGGAAUCAGUGCCUUCUUCAUCUUCAUAUUCCCUGGUUUGUGCCUGGUCUGUGCUGUCGAAACAAAACCAAUGGACCCCAAAAAAAAGUUUUGCCUGGUUGCGUGGGGUGUUAUCUCUAUCCUUUGUGGAGCCUAUAUCUUUGGUCAAAGCACAACCAUUGCGGUCAUCGAACUCUUUAACAAGUUCUGAGAUGUAUAUUGAGUCCAGCAGUUAUGACCGGUUACUGUUCUCUCUCUAAGGGGACCCUUCAGUGGCCCCUUACAGUGCACAGAGGAGACAGCCCAGUGAAAAUGUACAGUCAGACUUGUAAUGCACAAAACCACUCUGCUAACAUGCCACAAACUACCCUGUGCACAAAGAGGACAGCCCAGUGAAUAUGUACAGUCAGACUUGUAAUGCACAAAACCACCCUGCUAACAUGCCACAAACUACCCUGUGCACAGAGAGGACAGCCCAGUGAAUAUGUACAUUCAGACUUGUAAUGCACAAAACCACCCUGAUAAUAUGCCACAAACUACCCUGUGCACAGAGAGGAUCGGAUUCCAAAAUCACUGUAAAGAAGGCUGUGUCUUUCUUAGAGGA